AUGGCAUCCAAGAAGGAUGAUCUCGAUGAUCUCGACAUCAACAGCAGUGAUGAGGACUCAGUGAAGGCGAAGAAUCGAAUGUCACGUUUCUUGAGUGAGAAUCGGAAAGACGUAUUAAGUAGUGAUACCGACGAAGAGGAGGAAAUGCUGUUGAAAGACCCAAUUGCGCUCGCAAGAGCACGAGCCCACAACCAGCUGUCUCCUCAAGAGCUUGCACAAUGCUCACAGCUCUCCCGCCGAACUGACUAUGAUGCAGAUCCAUCGCAACAGUUGAUGUCGCAUUUGUCUCAGACCCAAGGAGUUUUUUCCCAAGGUUUUGCGUCCAUGCCUCCUGUCCCCGUCCCUGCACAAGCUACAGCACACGGCAACACUUUGACUCAAGCUCUUCGAACAGCUCCUCUUCCUUUCACCCCAGUCCUGGAUCAAGCUGUCAACCUUCGCAACUGGCAGAACCACAUUCUCCGAAUGUCUGCUGGAGCCUUGCCCCUCCCUCCUGGACAAUUGGAUAUGCUCCAGUCAUACGAGAAUCAGCGUGCUCUUAAGGAAGCAGCGGCAAGAAAGCAUCCGGAAACAGGAGGAAGAAAGCAACCACCACCUGUGCCAAACGUCCAAGCUACUGAGGAUGUCACUGCAGCACCAGCACCGGCAGCCAAGAAAGCCAGGUCACGAAAAGGCAAAGCAAAGGUCACCGAGGAAGAAAAGAAGAAGCAGUCUGAAGAUAGAGAAAAGGAGUUGAUUGAAGUUGCUGGGCUUAUUGAGAGCUGGAAUCGCGACUACCGUAACAACAUUGACUGUGUCGAAGAGGAAGACAUCAAGAGAAAGAAUGGAAGCAUCCAUCAAGUGGCAAAGUACUUUGUUGUGCGCAGAGGCACCCAGGAUGAAAAGAAAUAUGACAUGGCCAUUUGGUCCAAUUCGCAGCUACGAGCCUUUUGUCUCAAGUGUUCUAUCAAAGGUGGUGGCAACUUGAACAUGUACGAUUGCCGAAAGGAGAUUGCAAUGUGGAAGACUAUGGGUACCAUGUACAAAGCAACUGACAUACCAUGCCCGCAGACCACACUGCAACAGCAACGGCUUAAUACUCUCAUGCGGCUCGUCAAUGUGUGCUUCAACAAAAAGUUCGUGCAGAAAUUCAUUGACUUGAAUGAUGCAAAGAAGAGGAAACACUACGAAGAGGCUCACGGUGGUUCGCCCAUCAAGCACUUCUUUCAAGAGGUGUCCAGUUUCAUGAAUGACCCAUGCAACAACGCAGAGCUCAUGGUGUUGAUCCCUGAUGCCUUUGGCCAUAUUGAGGCAUUCGAAGAGAACGGUGAUUUCAACCUCUCUGACUACAACCAGCAAACAGAGAAGUUCUGUCACCAGCACAUGCGAGAUCUGAUGAAAGCGAGAGAGACCUGCAUGGCCAAAGGGAUGAAGGCUUCUGGUAGUCAUGAUUCUGAUUUCUGGAGCUUUGCCACCAAUAAAACCUUUACCAGAGUACGAAAGAAUGAGGCACCCCUGCCAGCCAAAGCAGUACUGUACGUGAACGUUCGGUGUACCGAGUACCCCGCCAUUGAUGGAAAGUUCUCUUCCAUGCUGCAAGAUUCUUUGAAGUCUGAUUCCGACAAAGCCAUGGAGGGUACGGCUGAUGCAGGUGAAAAGAAAAGCAGUGCCGCCAAGAGGGAAAAGGCAAUCAUGGAACGGUUCGACAAUGUACGUGAUGAGAUGAAAGAAGAACAACAAAAGACUUUCCAGCAACGUCAACAAUAUAUUGCCAUUCGAGAAGAAGAGAUGAAAGCUGAGCGCCGUAGCAAAGGAUGGGAUGAAUACCGGCAGCUUGGCCGUGAAUUUCUGCUCAUGACAGAAGCCGAAAACCCAGUCAAUGACCGAUACAAAGAGAACGUUGCAGCUCGUCUACGAGAGCUGGAAGCCUUUCUUGGGAUCAAGAAAAAGAAGACGAUGGUAAUUGAACUCAGCAGCGAUUCCUCAUCGGAAGACGACAACAACCACAACAACAACAGCAGCAGCAGUAGCAAGUGA
This is a messenger RNA of Seminavis robusta, 2016 nucleotides long. The record is from the annotation of a GenBank genome assembly. NCBI's taxonomy places the organism in Eukaryota, Bacillariophyta, Bacillariophyceae, Naviculales, Naviculaceae.